Messenger RNA from Tetrapisispora phaffii CBS 4417, 747 nucleotides. It is a transcript of the gene TPI1, whose product is annotated as triose-phosphate isomerase TPI1. Gene Ontology annotation, molecular function: triose-phosphate isomerase activity. The coding region runs from base 1 to 747 and encodes 248 amino acids. Gene Ontology annotation, biological process: gluconeogenesis; glycolytic process; glyceraldehyde-3-phosphate biosynthetic process. The transcript has a single exon. Gene Ontology annotation, cellular component: cytosol. Lineage: Eukaryota; Fungi; Ascomycota; Saccharomycetes; Saccharomycetales; Saccharomycetaceae. The record is from RefSeq and is a predicted model, not a curated record.
AUGGCUAGAAACUUUUUCGUCGGUGGUAACUUCAAGUUAAACGGUUCCAAGCAAUCUAUUAAGGAAAUUGUUGAAAGAUUAAACAAUGCUUCCAUGCCAGAAAACGUUGAAGUCGUUAUCUGUCCACCAGCUGCUUACUUAGACUACACUUCUUCUUUAGUCACCAAGAAGCAAGUUUCCGUCGGUGGUCAAAACACCUACUUCAAGGCUGCCGGUGCUUUCACUGGUGAAAACUCCGUUGAACAAUUAAAGGACUUAAACGUCAAAUGGGUUAUCUUAGGUCACUCUGAAAGAAGAAGUUACUUCCAUGAAGAUGACAAGAUCGUCGCUGAAAAGACCAAGUUCGCUUUGGACAAUGGUGUCAGCGUCAUCUUAUGUAUUGGUGAAACCUUAGAAGAAAAGAAGGCCGGUAUCACUUUAAAGGUCGUUGAAAGACAAUUAGACGCUGUCAUUGCUGAAGUCAAGGACUGGACUAACGUUGUUAUUGCUUACGAACCAGUCUGGGCCAUCGGUUCCGGUUUAGCUGCUACUCCAGAAGAUGCUCAAGAUAUCCACCACUCCAUCAGAAAAUACUUAGCUUCUAAGUUAGGUGACAAGGUUGCUGAUGAAACUAGAAUCUUAUACGGUGGUUCCGCUAACGGUUCUAACGCUGUCACUUUCAAGGACAAGGCUGAUGUCGACGGUUUCUUAGUUGGUGGUGCUUCUCUAAAGCCAGAAUUUGUUGAUAUCAUCAACUCCAGAAACUAA